CCCUCCCUUCCUCUCUUUUUCACCUGUCAGUUUUCACUCCCAAUAUCACUCUCAUUCACUAAUUCACUUGCAUAACAAUACACUCUCUCUCUCUCUCUCUCUCUCUAGGAAUGAUCUACGAAAUCCACAAAGUUGUACCUUGUAUCUGAUCACAAGAACCAACAACAAAAUAAAGAAACAGCCAGCCACUUCGAAAUUCAAUCCCUCGCAGAUAUGUCUCCGUACGAUUCCGCCACGUCAGCUGGCAGCAGCAGUGGCAGCAGUUCCGCCUCCUCCUCCACCAAACCCGCCGAUAUCGAUGGCCUCCUCGCCGGCGCCGGCUACAAGGUCCGCGCCUCCGAUCUUCGCCACGUGGCUCAACGACUCGAGCGCCUCGAAACUGCCAUGGUCAACUCCCCCGUCGAGCUCUCCCAGCUCGCUUCUUCCGAUACCGUUCACUACAACCCCUCCGAUAUCGCCUCCUGGGUCGACUCGCUCCUCUCCGAGUUCAACCACACCCCGUCUCUACCGUCCGAUCUCCCAGAUCUUCCAGACAUCGUCGUGGGCCCAGGGAUCAAUCCAACGGUAAAAAACGAAGCGGAUGCCACGUGGACGGACAACGAUGCGCCUCCACAGCAGCAGCAGAAUAUGCAGAGUUUAACAAUCCCGCCGAAUCAGUUGACGGUUGUAACGGCGAUGGAAGAAGAUUCGGGUAUAAGGCUGGUGCAUUUGCUGAUGACGUGUGCGGAAUCAGUGCAACGUGGCGAGUUCUCAUUGGCUGGUUCUCUGAUCGAUGAAAUGCAGUCCUUGCUCAGACGUGUCAACACCACCUGUGGCAUUGGGAAGGUCGCCGGUUACUUCAUCGAAGCACUCAGCCGCCGCAUCUUCACGCCGCAAGCCAGCAGCUUAUUCGGCGGCUCCGUCUCCGGCUCGGCUUCGGCUUACGAGAACGAGCUUCUCUACCAUCAUUUUUACGAGGCGUGUCCGUACCUGAAAUUCGCUCACUUCACCGCCAACCAAGCCAUAUUAGAAGCAUUCGACGGCCACGAUUGCGUCCACGUCAUCGAUUUCAACCUAAUGCACGGUCUGCAAUGGCCGGCUUUGAUUCAAGCUUUGGCGUUACGGCCCGGCGGGCCUCCUCUGCUACGGCUAACCGGCAUUGGCCCUCCGUCACCGGACGGACGAGACUCGCUCCGAGAAAUCGGGUUACGACUCGCCGAGUUAGCUCGCUCGGUCAACGUCCGGUUCGCUUUUCGAGGCGUGGCGGCUCAGCGGCUCGAAGACGUGAAGCCGUGGAUGCUGCAAGUGAAUUCCAAAGAAGCGGUGGCUGUAAACUCAAUCAUGCAGCUCCAUCGACUUCUAGGAUCCGACCCGAACAGAAGCCCGCCCAUCGAAAUCGUUCUCGGGUGGAUCAGACAAUUGAACCCGAAAAUCAUGACAGUAAUUGAGCACGAAGCGAACCAUAACCAACCCGGGUUCAUGGACCGGUUCACGGAAUCCCUAUACUACUACUCAACCAUGUUCGACUCACUCGAAGCCUGUACUCUCCAGCCAGAGAAAGCCCUAGCCGAAAUCUACAUACAGAGAGAAAUAUGCAACGUGGUGAGCUGCGAAGGCUCGGCUCGAUUUGAGCGGCACGAGCCGUUAGCGAAGUGGAGAAGCCGGCUCGGACAAGCCGGAUUUAGUCCGUCACAUCUGGGAUCCAAUGCGUUCAAACAAGCGAGGAUGCUUUUGACUCUGUUUUCAGCUGAAGGGUACUGUGUAGAAGAGAACGAAGGUUGCUUGACUCUCGGCUGGCAUAGCCGACCUCUCAUAUCGGCUUCGGCUUGGCAAGCCGUACCAGACGCCAACUCCCCACUCGGGAUAGUAAAUCAUCAUCAUAACAAUCAUAACGCGCUGUAAAUUUGUACUCCGUUCCUUUCUAAUCUGUCACUUUUUCAUGUUUCUUUUCUUUUUUACCGUUAUGGGAUUUUUACUUUAGGUAAAAUGCCUUUCUUUUU
Quercus robur (English oak) is the source of this 1979-nucleotide messenger RNA. RefSeq names its product protein SLENDER RICE1-LIKE 1-like. The transcript has a single exon. Lineage: Eukaryota; Viridiplantae; Streptophyta; Magnoliopsida; Fagales; Fagaceae. Bases 214 to 1881 code for a protein of 555 amino acids. Gene Ontology annotation, biological process: regulation of DNA-templated transcription. The record is from RefSeq and is a predicted model, not a curated record. Gene Ontology annotation, molecular function: sequence-specific DNA binding; DNA-binding transcription factor activity. Gene Ontology annotation, cellular component: nucleus.